This is a messenger RNA of Arachis ipaensis, 405 nucleotides long. NCBI's taxonomy places the organism in Eukaryota, Viridiplantae, Streptophyta, Magnoliopsida, Fabales, Fabaceae. The record is from RefSeq and is a predicted model, not a curated record.
AUGGACAUCUUGAAGGAUGCUGGUUUUGAGAACUGCAAGCCUGCUUCUACCCCUAUGGACUGCAGUACCAAACUCAGCAAAACUGAAGGUGUUCCCCUCUCAGAUUCUAUAGAAUAUCGAAGGUUAGUUGGCAAAUUGCUCUAUUUGACCAACACCCGACCUAACAUUAGCUUUGCCAUUGGAAAGUUGAGUCAAUACCUUGACCACCCCACUACUUCUCACCUCAGUGUUGUCCAUCGAAUCCUCAGAUACACCAAAGCUUCACCUGCCACUGGCAUAGUGUUCUCGGCCACCUCUGAUCUUUGUGUCACUGGAUUUGCUGAUUCUGAUUGGGUGGCAUGUCCUGAUUCAAGAAGAUCUGUGACAGCCUACUGCUUCUACAUCGGCACUGCCCUGGUUUCAUAG